Molecule: messenger RNA, 4013 nt
Organism: Mugil cephalus (flathead mullet)
Lineage: Eukaryota; Metazoa; Chordata; Actinopteri; Mugiliformes; Mugilidae
Gene: ints3
Product: integrator complex subunit 3
Exons: 28
Coding region: 264-3434 (1056 amino acids)
Cellular component (GO): cytoplasm
Source: RefSeq, a predicted model, not a curated record
CCCGUGCCCUGCUCUCUCGGUGCGGAUGUCCGUUAAGUGACUGUGGUCGGACGGUGUCUCGGAGCGGGGCUCGCAGUCUCUGCUGUCCCCGAAUAAGUUUAAAAACACUAAAUAACCGAGCCAAGCGUUCCCCAGCCAGGCUCCCACCCUACCCGAGGCCCGGGACUCUCUGUCACACCGACACAAACUCCCACAAGGCUCCUGCUCCGGGACUCCCAGGCCUUCCCAGCUCCGCGGGGCCCGGCGAGGCGCGGCCGGAGCAGAUGGAGCCUGCGCCGGCGAAGGCGAAGCCGCAGGGCCGGCUCCUGGUGUCCUCCGCGCUGGACGCCAAAGACGAGCUGGAGGAGAGAUUGGAGCGAUGUGUUGGAACCGUCCAGGCGUUGACCAAUGGGCUGUCAGAGAGAGAAGCUAACGACGCGCUAACAGCUAACGUGUGUAAAGGCCAGCAGCAGCAUGAGGAGGUCUGUCUGGGUCUGUUCACCCUGGUCCUCACUGAGCCUCCCCAGGCCCAGAGGUGUUACAGAGACCUGACGCUGGUCAACAGAGACGGGAUGAACGUGGUCCUGGUGAAGGUCAACCAGAUCCUGAUGGAGAAGUUCCUCAAGCUGCAGGACGUCCCCAGAACACAGUUGGUGUGGUUGGUCCGAGAGCUGGUGAAGAGCGGCAUGAUCGGAGCUGAUGGCGUCGUCAUGACGCUGCUGAAACAGAUCGCAGGUGGAGACAUCUCCACUAAGAACCUGUGGCUGGCUGAGAGCGUCCUGGACAUCCUGCUGGAGCAAAAGGAGUGGGUUCUGAAGAGCGGGAUGCUGAUCGCCAUGUCCGUCUACACCUACCUCCGCCUGAUCGUGGACCACGGAGCCCCCAACCUGCUGACGCUACGCCAGAAGGAGGUCGACUACUGCAUCAGUAUGCUGAGGGAGAAGUUCAUGGAGUGUCUGAUCAUCGGCAGAGAUCUGGUUCGUCUUCUGCAGAACGUGGCUCGGAUCCCAGAGAUGGAGCUGAUCUGGAGAGACCUGCUGCACAACCCACAAGUCCUCAGUCCUCAGUUCACUGGUGUCCUCCAGCUGUUAACGGCUCGGACGUCCAGGAAGUUUCUGGCCUGUCGACUCACACCGGACAUGGAGACAAAACUACUGUUCAUGACGUCCAGGGUGCGGUUUGGACAGCAGAAGCGGUACCAGGACUGGUUCCAGAGACAGUACCUGUCCACGGCGGAGAGCCAGUCCCUGCGCUGUGAUCUGAUUCGCUACAUCUGUGGGGUGGUCCAUCCGUCCAAUGAGGUGCUGAGCUCGGACAUCUUGCCACGCUGGGCUAUCAUUGGCUGGCUGCUGACCACCUGCACGUCCAAUGUGGCGGCGUCCAACGCGAAGCUGGCGCUCUUCUAUGAUUGGCUGUUCUUCAACCCUGAGAAGGACAGCAUCAUGAACAUAGAACCAGCCAUCCUGGUGAUGCAUCACUCCAUGAAACCUCAUCCUGCCAUCACUGCCACACUCCUGGACUUCAUGUGCAGGAUCAUCCCUCACUUCUUCCCUCCUCUGGAGUCUCAGGUCCGUCAGGGCGUCUUCAACUCGCUCACCUUCAUCAUGGAGAAGAGAGUGCUGGCACACCUCGCUCCUCUCUUCGAUAACCCAAAGUUGGACCGAGAGCUUCGUUCUAUGCUCAGAGAGAGGUUCCCCGAGUUCUGCAGCCCCCCCUCCCCCCCCACAGAAGUCAAGAUGGAAGAGUCUGUUUCCAUGGAGAUGGACAACCACGUUCUGGAGAAGGAGGACGGUUGCUAUGACACCACAGAAGCUGCCUUCAGCGAUGACGAAGAGGAGGUCAACAACAAAGGAAAGAAGCGCGAGUUCCGCUUCCAUCCAAUCAAAGAGGCCGUGGUGGAGGAGCCCGCUGACAUCACUCCCUGGCUCGACCAACUGGACGACACCAUGAAGGAGAAGGUGCAGCAGCUCCAGAAGACCAGCGACACAGAGGCUCAGUGUGAAGUGAUGCAGGAGAUCGUGGACCUCAUCCUGGAGGACGACUUUGACACGGAGACGAUGUCCUCUCUGGCGUCCUGUCUUGCCGAGCUGUUUAAGGAUCAUUUCAGAGGAGACGUCCUCCCUGAGGAGAUCACUGAGGAGUCCCUGGACGACUCGGUGUGUAAGCCGGUCUGUCUGGUCUUCAGGAACCUGGUCACCAUGCAGGAGGACAACAGCGGCUUCUCCGUCCUCCUGGACAUGUUGGCUGAACUGUACCAGAAACAGCCCAAGAUCGGGUACCACCUGCUGUACUACCUGAAGGCCAGUAAAGCAGCCAAUGGGAAGAUGAUGCUGUACGAGUCCUUCGCUCAGGCCACGGCUCUGGGAGACCUGCACACCUGUCUCAUGAUGGACAUGAAGGCCUGCCAGGAGGACGAUGUCCGUCUCCUCUGCUACCUCACGCCGUCCAUAUACUCUGAGUUUCCAGAUGAGACGCUACGAAGCGGGGAACUGCUCAAUAUGAUUGUGGCCGUCAUCGACUCCACGCAGUUGCAGGAGCUGAUGUGCCACGUCAUGAUGGGGACGCUGGUGAUGUUCAGGAAGGACUCUGUCCUCAACAUCCUCAUUCAGUCCCUGGACUGGGAGACCUUUGAGCAGUACAGUACGUGGCAGCUGUUCCUGGCCCACAGCAUCCCCCUGGAGACCAUCAUCCCCAUCCUGCAGCACCUCAAGUACAAAGAGCAUCCCGAGGCCUUGUCCUGCCUGCUGCUGCAGCUCCGCAGAGAGAAGCCCAGUGAGGAGAUGGUGAAGAUGGUCCUGAGUCGUCCCUGCCACCCUGAGGACCAGUUCACCACCAGCAUCCUGAGACACUGGGCGUCCAAAUACGACGAGACUCUGGGAGAACACAUCAAGGCCCAGCUCAUCAAGAACAACAACCAGCCCCGCAAGAGACAGAGUCUGAGGAGCUCCAGCAGUAAACUGGCUCAGCUGACCCUGGAGCAGAUCCUGGAGCACAUGGACAACCUGAGACUGAGUCUGAGCAACACCAAGAACAGCUGUGAGUGGGGACGCAUAGGGGGACGCCCGGAGACAUUCUCUGAAAGACACGUAUUACAGAAACUCAGCCAUUCAGUUAUUGAUGUUGUCUGUCCUCUGUCCUGCGUCCCAGUCUUCAGUCAGACCCCCAUCCUCCAGGCUCUGCAGCACGUCCAGGCCAGCUGUGACGAGGCUCACAAGAUGAGGUUCAGUGACCUGUUCUCUCUGGCUGAGGAGUACGAGGACUCUCAGGCCAAACCCCCCAAGUCCAGACGCAAAGCUCCUGCCACCUCCCCCCGUUCCAGGAAGGGAGUAGCUCCGCCCACCAACAACGAGGAGGACAGCGCCUCCAGCAGCGCCUCGGAGGAGGAGGACUCGAAGCCCAAAGCUCCUAAGAGGAAGAGGAAGGGUUCGUCGGCCGUCGGCUCCGACAGCGACUGAUGGACCAAUCACGGAUCAGCUGCCACGGAGACCAGCCAAUCAGACGCUCUGACCACUGGAAGAGGCCCCGCCCUCUCUGAUGGGGGGGCAGGGCUCUGUGUGGUGAACUGAAGGUCACGUGAAGAGACUUACGCCGUUUCCACGGAGACGAAGACCAACCAGGUCAAAGGUCACUGUGUGGCUAAACUCCCAUGAUGCACUGGGAGGCUGGUUUUAACAGCGGACAUGGCGGACGUCAUGGCGACCGUUGUGGUGGUCGUCAUGGUGAAGGAGAAGAAGAUGAGGGAGGACUCUUAUUGUGGAGGAUCAUGACUUCCUGCUGUUUUUAGCGACUCGUUCGUUUGUCCCGCUGCAGUAAAAGCUUUUCAGAUCAGCUCUUCACAUAAAAACUGUACGGGGAGGGAGGGGGGGCGCAGAGUAGUGGGGGGGGGGGCAUUUUUACUGCUUCUUUGUCUAAAACGGUGUGAAAUCCACAUGGAGUCUGGUGUGAGCGGUUCUCAGAUCAUCAAAUAUUUUUAUAGAGUUUAAAGUUUAUUGAUCAAAGACGGGAAAUAAAUCUCAUUAAAAGAAGUAAAAAAA